AUGAGAUACCCGCAGCCCUUCCUCGCCCUGCUCUCGCUGUGUCUCCUCCCCGCGACCACCCUCGCCGACGACAUCACCACCGUCCCGAUUUACCUGCCGCACUACGAUGCCAAGAGCUGGUCGCUGGUGCGGGGCAGCGUACUCGCAAGUAAUGACAAGGAAACAACAUACACAAUCUUCUGCGCGCCGCAGACGCCUCCCAACUGCGACCUCGCCCUCGAGUUCCCCUUCAUCUUCGUCGAGGGCCAAUCAACCCUCCAAUUCCACGGCACAAAGACGUCAACACUCAUCGCAGACCUCGGCUGCACACUAGGCGGCACAACGGCGGCGACCUGCUCCGGCUACUCGAGCCUGAAAAAGGGCUACUCGAACGGCAUGUACACCGGCCCGACCGAGGUCUCCUGGACCUCGUCACUCACGGGCUCCGAGGUCCAAUGGGGCGUUCUCACAAUCGCCGACAAGCCCCAGCAGACGGACGACGCCACACCCACGACGCCCCCCUCCGACGGCAACUACGACGACUUCCUCUACACCGGCACCACACCCUCCGUGCCCGCCGAGACGAACCCCAGCUCCGCCGCAUCGCGCCUCGGCCUCUGCCACGCCCUAGCCGCGUCAAUAUGCACCAUGUUCGUCGCCGGCUUGAUCGCAUAG
This is a messenger RNA of Colletotrichum karsti, 654 nucleotides long. RefSeq lists its product as uncharacterized. The record is from RefSeq and is a predicted model, not a curated record. The coding region runs from base 1 to 654 and encodes 217 amino acids. The transcript has 3 exons. NCBI's taxonomy places the organism in Eukaryota, Fungi, Ascomycota, Sordariomycetes, Glomerellales, Glomerellaceae.